Serinus canaria (Common canary) is the source of this 1087-nucleotide messenger RNA. RefSeq names its product protein FAM162B-like. Gene Ontology annotation, biological process: cellular response to hypoxia; positive regulation of release of cytochrome c from mitochondria; neuron apoptotic process. Bases 142 to 597 code for a protein of 151 amino acids. NCBI's taxonomy places the organism in Eukaryota, Metazoa, Chordata, Aves, Passeriformes, Fringillidae. The record is from RefSeq and is a predicted model, not a curated record. The transcript has 4 exons. Gene Ontology annotation, cellular component: mitochondrion.
UAAGCAAAACCUGUUGUCAGUUAGGGUAGAAGUGCACGCUGCUCCCUUCUUACAGGAAGGCUAGUUUUACUUUAGUAAGUCCUAGAAGCAGCCUCCUGAGCUCCUUCCCAGGCUGGUGGGGCAGUGGUGGUGCAGGGCAGGAUGCUGGGAAGGCUGCUGGAGCACAGCCCUGGGCUGUGGCAGCGGGUGGCUCGGCCUCUCCUGCACCCUGCCAGAGCUGCUGGCAGCAAAGCAAAGAACGCCCAGGACACGGCUUUGCAGACGGCUGAUCCAGGUAAAGAAGUUUUCAGGAAUGAAAGAAGGCCUACAAAUUUUGAUAAAAAGGUGCUAGUAUGGUCAGGACGCUUCAAAAAGGAGGAGGACAUUCCCAGGCACAUAUCGUCUGAGGUCCUCGACACUGCAAGGAACAUUGCCAGGAUAAAGGUUUGCUACAUCAUGAUUGCACUGACUGUGCUGGGCUGUGUGACCAUGAUCAUCACAGGCAAAGAAGCUGCCAAGAAGGAUCAGACACUGCUGAGGGUGAAUGCAGAAAAGAAGGCCAAAUGGAGGGCUGAAGUGGAGAAAGGUCAGGAGGCAGCUGUCGGGAAGUCACAAUGAUUUGGAACAGAUUUAUUUUAACAUAAGGAGAUAAGUGACUUGCACAUGUGGCCUAUGGACCUGACUUCGUUUAAUGCUUAAGAGCUUUUUCACUGAAACUCUCAGAGCAAAGACUCCACUGCUUAAAAACUGCUCCAUGCAAACUGGGAACCUCCUAUGGAAACUAACUGCUUUUUGUGGCUUCUGGUCUUUGGCACCAGGCCCAGCUCAUAUACAAAGAUCUCUUUUAAACUGCAAAAUGUGGAAAGAACAAAUGCAGGACUCCCCAGCUCAAGAUCAGCUUUUCAUGGUGCUGCUGGUGCUCAGGUCUCCUCCAAUCCAAUCACUGCUCCCAAUGAUUGCCAUGAAAGUUGUCUAGCACUUGCUUAGCAGUGAUUUUAGUCCAGAGUAAUUGUUAAUACAUGGUUUGCUAAAACUGAAUUCUUUUUAAUCAUCAUAGUUCAUUAACUCAUAAUAAAACAGCUGUCCAAUUACAUCUAAAACAAACAUA